Lagopus muta (rock ptarmigan) is the source of this 7669-nucleotide messenger RNA. RefSeq names its product protein FAM169B-like. NCBI's taxonomy places the organism in Eukaryota, Metazoa, Chordata, Aves, Galliformes, Phasianidae. The coding region runs from base 200 to 1060 and encodes 286 amino acids. The transcript has 21 exons. The record is from RefSeq and is a predicted model, not a curated record.
GUGCUCGCGGAGGGGAGCUCGGGGGCCGCUCGCUCAGCCCUGGGGCUGCAGCCGGAGCUUCUCCCGCCCGCUCCUUCUCAGGCCACCCUCCCUCUCGGUCCCUUUGUUUCCCCGCCCGCACUGAGGGACGGGGCCGCACCGCCACCCCCGGCCGGGGCGAGGGCGGGCCGCGUGCUGGGAGCCCGCCUCAUAGGAAGUGAUGGAGGCCGAGGGAGGAGGCCGAGCAGCCGCUGGUUGCUGUUAUUUGGUAGAUACAGUAGCAGGAGAUCCAGAGGUUCUGCAAGCAGAUGCUGAAACAUACUAUGAAAAACUGUUGAAGCAGUCGUCAUCUGCUCCUGACGUUUUUUCCAUCCCUGGAGGAGCAAAGGUUAAACUUGAAGAUUCCUGUGUGUGUUUUGUCCCCCUCUACCGAAAUAGUCCUACUUGCAAAAUGUUGCUGUUAACUGAUCCACAGGAUAAAGAGACAGUUUUGGCACUUUAUAUGAACCAGCGAUGGUGGCCUGUUGAAGAUGUUGUAAAAACUGCUGACCCUUCUAGAGAUGGGUUGAUUUCGGUCCAGACGUUUGGAGAAAGGAUUGUCCUCUUUGUACUAAACUGCAUUAUUUUUGGAAUGCCGGAAGGGAAUUCAGCUAAUGAUGCAUUCUUUCUACCUCACUCUGCCACUGAGUGUGCCAAAAUACUCUGGAGAAAUGGUGAGGCUGCUGCCUUUUACUCAGUGAAGAUGAAAGGGAGUCUAUGUGAUGGUACUACCAGUCAAUGUUACUUGCUGCCAGUUUUGGAUACUAUAUUUGUCCAGAGAAAGUACAGAAGAAGCGGCCUAGGGAUGAAAAUGCUGCGUGAUUUCUGUCAGUCCUUCAGGACUGAGGAUGCCUUGGGGAUCAGCUGCCCUAUUUCUGCUGCCAUGUAUCAAGUUUGCCUGAAAUACUUGCAGACUUACCCUGAGGAACAGAAGCGACUCUGGGAGGUGGAAGCACCAGGAGAUUGGAGCCAGCGAGUGAAUAUCUGGUUAAAAAUUCAGAUGGAGUCAUCCCUUUCAGGAAGGCAUGGAAUACAUUCUUGAUGUUGAGAAAGAAGCAGGAGGUGCCACAGGAAAAUAAAUAAAUAAACAAAGAAGAUGACAGCAAGCAGUAAGGACUCUGAACUCACAGAGUCCUGAGCGGCAGGACAUAGAACAAAGUGGAGGCAAUAAUCACCAAUGCAAAGGAUCCAGAAGAGGAGCAGAUCCUCGGGAUAUUGUUGGAGACAAGGCCAUCAAAUGAUUCAGAAUUAUACCAUAACUGCACUCUAAAAAUGCAGCAAAAUCUCAGUCUAGCUUAAAAAAAAAUGUAAUUGAAUGUGCAUAAUUUGUAACACCAGAUAGAUUUUUUCAGGAAAGAUUUUAAUGGAUUGCAUGAGAUGACCAAAAGGGAAUAAUUGGAGGGCUCGCAGAUACUGAUGUAGGAAGAUAUUUCUAUGGAAACCACAUCCUGCAUUAUGGAAGAGAGAUACCGCAACACACAUUGGUAUCAGAAUGACAGCUGUAACCUUCCUUUCAAAGUGAACAAUUGAUGCUUCAAUUGCUUUCAUUUGAGCUUUUCCAGCAGAAAAAUCUGCCUUAAGCCCUGUGGUGGACAGGAGGUUAUGCAAACUCCAUUAAUGCAGGAAAAGUUCAGUACACAGAAGAAGCCUUGCAGUGACAUUCUCUCAGAUCAACCAGUCUCUUUGAUGCAGCAUAAUUACAAGGACAGAGGUGAUUCCCUGUCCCCUGCCAUUUCAGCGAUGGGAUCUGAAGGGGAGUGGCAUCCCGCCAGUAUCCUCUCAUGAGGAAGAAUCAAUUUGCAAGGUAUUGAAUAAACCCUUGGGCUCUGCCUUGGAGAGGUGACCACCCAUGAAACCAACUGACAUGAAAGCACCGCAAGAUAAGCUGUCAUCUUAAUAAAUCUGAGAGGGUAUGAAAACACAGAGUGGCCGUGGAGGUGUUUCGAGUGUGGCUAUGGACACACAGCUCCCAUUCAUCAGGACUGUUUGCAUCUGUCUGGCCUGACCUGUUGGCAGAAUGCGGCUGUUGCAUUUCUUGUCCUGCGCUGUUAAACUCGGUGCUACGCCAUGUGAUCUUGCUGAUGUCUGACGGCACUCCUGGAUCAGCAGCUCUUGCUACAUUGUUCUGCAAGUACAAAACUUCAACUCAUGGGCAUUAGGAACUCAUGGACAGACUCCACCUCACGUGCUUUUGGCAGAGAACGUGCUUAAGAAUCAUGGUGGGCCUUCGUAGAACUUCGAGGAGCUGGUGUGACUGGGAUGGCAGCUGUUCUGGUGCUGCUCUGCUGUAUGAGAAAUCCUGUCUUGUGAGAAGGAGAUGUCAGAGCUGCCUUUGGCACGAGGCUGCUGGGUGUCCAGAAAAAUCAAGUUAAAUUGAAAUCACCAUGGGAAAUCGGUGAAGAUGGGGAUAAACUACAGUUGUAAUCCUGUCUUGUGACUCUUCACAAGAAGGCUAAUGCUGGACAUAUACAUUUGAGGGCUGAAGAAAGCGUGUACUCGUGUUCCCCAGAAGCUGUCUCACUGCUCACAACACACUCACUGAGUCCUGGCUGGGAGAUGCCUAUGACAGUUGGCCUUAAGGGAGGAAAGGGCAGUGGAGGACCCUCUUACCAAUAAAGCUGGACAGUGAUUAAGGAAGUGAUUAUCCCUCUGUAAGCGGCGCCAGUGAGCCCACCUCAAGUACAGCGCUCAGUUUUGGGCCCCUCACUUCAGGAAGAAUACUGGACUGCAUCCACAGAAGAGCAUCAAAGCUGGGUGACGGGAUUAGAACACAAGACAUGUGAGGAACGGCUGAAGAAGCAGAGGAUGUUCGGUCUGCAGGAGGCUGAGAAGAAACCCGACAUGCCCUAUAACAGCCUGGAAGGAGGGCACAGCAAGAGUUAAGUUGUGGUUCCUGUCCAAGCCAGAAGAAGAGCUACAUUUGGUGGCCCUGCAUCUCACGUAGCCUCUGUGCAGCUGCUGGCCUGCUGUCCAGGACAAGGAACUGCCACGUGGAUUGACGAGAGAGAGAGACCUGAAACAGUUACCCUUAAAACCAUGAACUGCUGCGGUGAUGCGAGAUGCUGGCAAAGAGCAGAAUUCCCCUUCUCCCACAGUAAUAAUUCCUGCAGGGAAAGCAUCUUAUCUUAUUUUUUCACCUAGAUGUUUUUCUUCUCCAGAGCUCCCAGUUUCCAAACUCUGAACUUUCACAAACGCUGCCUGGAUGUCAGAGCCCUUUUGUCAGAAACACCAGAGCCUUCUGGAGUGAUGGUCCCGGUACUACAAAACCCCUUUGGAAAGCCACAGCUCUUGAACCAGCAUGGGGAAAGACUGAACUUUCAUUUUUAGAGAAGGCUUUCACAUCCCCAGGAUCUGCAUCUGAGAGGUACUCAAAAUACAGCCAAGAGAAGCUUUCUUUGCUGUAAAUUUCCAGAGGAUUACACUGAAUCAUAGUCUUGCAUAGUCCAGUUUAUGGAUUUGUACGUACUUAAUAUAAUUAGGCUCAGAUUGUCUUUAUGUAGCUUCUGCUCAGAGAGCAGGAACUAAUUUGGAAGGGGGACAGAGGGUGUCCCAGAAUGGAUGGGUCCAGUCUACGUCUACUACGAGACAGACAGACACACACUUGUUCUGAACAUCCUAAAACUGCUUAAGCGAAGCGCACUCCCCAGACUAGCUAUGCAGUACUGGCAAUGUUGUGCUGCUUAAGACAGAAGGAAUUGAUUUCUCUGUGCUCACAACACAAUAGCAUUCAGAUAUUCAAGCACCUAUUAUGAAAUCUGACUUUGCUUUAGUACUUAGAAGUCCUCGCAUAUUUUGUGGCAUUUAGGGCUGUCUUACUCUGCCUGAAAAUACAGUGAGGUUUUCCUGUCCCUACAUAAUGAAACAAAAUCCACACCCCAAACUCCUACAGCUCAAAACAACCAACCAGUGCAGCCCAGGAAAACUGUGGAUACUUUCGGAGAGCUAAAGAAAUGUACAUCAUGAGAAAAGUUUUCCUGUAUUUGAGAGAAGGUUGUCAGGAUGGUAAUAUAGUACAGUGUGUAGUGAGGACUGGGAGAUUUAUGUGCCGAUUCUGUGUAUGAUUUAUUUUGAUGAAUUGUUUUUUAUCAAUAUGUAAAAAUCCAAUAAAUAUAACUCCCUUUACAAAGGCUUGCUCCAGUCCCAGUGUUUCAGUGGACAGUUUUGGCAGAAAGUCAGGAUGUGCAUUAAAAACACACUUUUUGAGAAGUCUAAUAAAUAAAAGCUCUGAAAUAUGGUUUCCUACUGAGAAAGGCAUUUUAAAUCAUUUUGAUAAAGAACCUAAAUUAGGCCUUAAAAGGAGGGGGAAGCUAGGUCCCUGCAACUAAUUAUUUAUAGGUAUUUUGAAUAUAAAAGUCCAGGAAAGCCUGCCUCCAUCCCCCAUUCUCUGCCACAAUAAAGGGGAAAGAAAAAGCCAUUCCCCUUCCACCUCCCACCCAAAUUAUAAGGCAGAAGUGUUAGAAAGGGGCCAAAGAAAACAAAAUUAAAAUAGGGAACAGAGAACUGACAAAAACAAGGAACUUCAGAAGUCCUGGAAAAAAAAAAAACCUGCACACUUUCUCCCCAAAGCAGCGAUAGCAGGAGGGGACAGGUCUUCACUUCUCCUCCUCAUUACUCAAGAGCAGUGGGCUGCUACUCACCCCAGUCCUCUGAAGAGGGAAUAUACUGAUAUUUGCUAAGCACCACAGGGAAUGUUUUUAGAAGUGAAUAAACAUUUGAAUAGCCCCAUUCUCUCUGAAAGUCAAAGCAAUUUAGAGAUGGCAUAGAAGUCAAAACUGCUGGGGAUGUCGGCUUCUGAAUCACUUAAGUGCUUCUGGAUAUGUUAGUCCAAAAACGUAGCUGACGUUUGGCAUGUGUACAGCCACCCAUGGGCCUUGCCUUCAGGGGAGUUACAGCACAGCGACCUGCUACCCCCUGCAGCAGAACCAGUGGGGCUGAAGAUGUGCUCUGUGCUUCAGUGGGAGAGUCUGUGGCUCCGCAGCAGCAAUUGGCAGCGCCCUGGUUUGGAUCUCAAGCCAAGCCCAGAAACUCAGGUGCAGUUCACAAGGCUCAAGGCUCUGAAUGGGAAGGCUGACAAAUGAGAGAUUAAUAAAUGGAAGCACAGUGUGUGUGCUGGAGAGAUUUCUGCUAUGGUGGUUGUGCCUACCAGGCUUCCUACUGAACUUACUGCUAUUCAUCUUACAGACAUCUAGAAUUUCCCUCCCUGUUCUCAGCUUCACCUUGUACUCCCUUCUGCCUCCAGGCACGAGAUGCUCUUGUCCCUGCACAAGGGCCAUUCAUUCUCUGCUCCAUCAGGAGCGCUUCCCUCUGAGUUUGGGUUCAUCCCUCUCCUUAAAUCUGACCUUCACAUCUUCCUUCUCAUUGCAGGGCUCAGUAAGGUGCACUACAGAAAGAGCCACUGCACUUGCUGAAGCAGGAGGCUGCUAGCACUAGGGAAGGAGAACACAAACCUCAGAAAAUUAAUAGAAGCAUUUAAGAGUUGGAAUUUAACAAUGUGGGUCUGCAUCUACCUUUGGCCUGCCUCUGUGCUGUAGUUUCAUAGGACACAAGAGCCCUUUUGUUGAUUGGGGCCAGUUACUACAAGUCUUCUAGCAUCCUCCAAAUCCAAGCAAGACGAGGCUGCCCAGACUUACAGACAGCUUGCAGCCCUGAUGUGGGCACAGCCUGAACUUGCAGACAGUGCCCUCUCAGGUCAGAAAGAGCAGAAAAGCUCAGCCACACAGCACCAGUGCAGCAUUUAGCUCCAAAGCUGACACAAAUACGUGGCCAAGUUUUCAAAACAGCUGAGCAGCUUCAGGGCUUUGUUACCUGCAAACACAUCAGCGGGAACGGCAGGACUCAGUUCUGAAAACCUGGGCUGGGAGUACUCAAAAAACGGGCCAAGGGCUCCUCUGAAAAUAUCCUAAAUGACCAAAUGAGAAAGAGCAACGGAUAGAAUGGCAGCACAAAACCAGAAGGUGCUAGCUGCAAUUGAAGACAAGAUUUUGUCCCCAGUUCACAGCAGCUCUGAGAUUUCUCUCAACCCACCAAAAAGAGAAAAGAGAAGUUCACAGAUAGUCAAAAUGUAAAAAAGAAAAAAAAAAAAAGCAAGAAAAAAGCAGAAAUCUGAAUUCAAACUGAGACUUAAGUAAUAAAAAAAACCUGCCAAAAAUGUUCAUUUGUUUCAGGAAAACUUAAACACAGGCUUCUGACAUCUUCAACUUAACCAAAAAACAUCAGCCAUAAUGAUUCCUCCAUCCGAUUCAACAUUAAUAUUCAGACAAAUGUCAGAAGCUGUCAUUUCCCAAGUGAAAGCAAUCCACAUUCAUUUACAGCUGGAACACCUAAGGCCACACUGCUUCUGAUGAACCAGCGGUAAAUUUUAAGCUGAAAUGAAAGAAAGAAGUAGAAGCCGAUGCCUGAGUGCCUUCUGAAAAACAUCAAAAUGUAUUUUCUUUUCAGUCCCUAAAAAAAGGAUCUGAUUAUUUAGGGAUCCUUUCCUCCUCACUUCAUUAUCAUUAGCUUAGCAGCGCUGGGUUAUCUAAUUACUCAGCUAGAGCUGGAAACUGCAUUUUCAUGUAAUAAGGUGUAAGAGGACUAGGCUGUCUAGCUUAGUAGUCAGUACUUGAAGAACAGCUGUAAAGAGUAGAGUCGGGAAGGCUGCAGCACAAGAGGAAAUCCUCAGUAGAAUUCAAGUGCUUUACAUCUGUCAUAAACAUACUUCCAGAUCAAAUUAAAGGAAUUUCUUUUAACUGUAUUCACAGGCUCCAAACACUCCACACAACAAGCUGCCUGAGAUCUUAGUCAUUCUGAGAAAUGAAUCAUUCCCCUUGUCAUCUGGCUGUUCUCUGCUGACUGCUAAUUUGCUGUAUAUUGAUUUUAAGACUCUGUUAACACAUUAUAUUUUUGUGUUAAGCCAGGAAGGCUUUUCUUGCUGAAAAAUCACGUCCCAUCCUUAUUCCUCACAAUAUUCAGUUUUGUUCCUUCUCAUUUAUUUAGAAUGACUGAUCAACGCUGUUUAAUCAGCUUUUAGUGGCUCUGUGAAUUGUUCCAUGCUAUUGUAACCACCUACAUGUUUUUCUACCAGCAUUUAACAUCACAACAUGAGUUCUACGUUUUGGACUUCCGUGUUUGCCUACUAAUGCAAAAACUCAGCAGAGCAAAUGAACGUUGAGGUAACACCCUGAGAUUUUGGAAUUCAACUGCUCAGAGAAAUGACUGAAGGAAGAACUGAAAACACAGAUCAUAGGAACAACACCAGCAUUUUCCUCACUGAUUUGAAACAGGUCAGGACUUCAAAAAAUUCCUGUAAGGACCUGUGCUGUUACAGCUGGCGAUUAAAAUUUACAAUGAAUUAGAUAAUAAAUAUUUUGUUUGCUUCUUCUGAAAUGUCAUUAGCAGUGACGUCGCUCACCGGGCUAUUACAGAACUGCUGUUGGCAAAAAUUGAAGUGUAACACAGCAAAGCUUCAUGUUUCAGAUGCUUAUAAAACUUAAUUCCCUGAAUAACGCUACUAAUUUGGGUCUACUUGUAUGCCUGAAGAUUGUACAUAAAUAUUUUUAGUAUGUACUUAGACCACAACUUUGCUUUUAUUGAACUGUUUCUAGCGGGUCUAAGAUCUUUGUCACUUCAAAAUAAAACACGUUGGUUACAUUAAAGGUAUUCAAACAUUCAA